This is a messenger RNA of Grosmannia clavigera kw1407, 1593 nucleotides long. RefSeq names its product glucokinase. The transcript has 2 exons. The record is from RefSeq and is a predicted model, not a curated record. Gene Ontology annotation, biological process: glycolytic process; glucose 6-phosphate metabolic process; intracellular glucose homeostasis. NCBI's taxonomy places the organism in Eukaryota, Fungi, Ascomycota, Sordariomycetes, Ophiostomatales, Ophiostomataceae. Bases 1 to 1593 code for a protein of 530 amino acids. Gene Ontology annotation, cellular component: cytosol; mitochondrion. Gene Ontology annotation, molecular function: glucokinase activity; mannokinase activity; D-glucose binding.
AUGGCCCUUGCGCAAGAGACAAAGAGCAUUGUUGCUCGGUUUGAGUAUUCCGACGAUGCUAUCAACGCUGGCGUCAAGGAAUUUAUCGUCCAGAUGACCGAGGGUCUGGAAGCACAUGGCAGCUCAUUGAGUCAAAUUCCAACCUACGUCACCGCAGUACCCAAUGGAACAGAAAAGGGCCUGUACCUCGCGGUCGAUCUGGGCGGCACCAACCUUCGGGUCUGCUCCGUCCGGCUGAAUGGAGACAAUUCGUUCAACCUCACGUACAGCAAGGCAGCCAUCCCAAAGUCUUUGAUGGUCGCCAAGACGGCCAAGGAGCUCUUUGCCUUCAUCGCCCAGCGCAUUGACGAGUUUCUCAAGGAGAACCACUCCGACCACUACGAGAGCCACGUCCGCCGCCGGCAGACAAUGAGCACACCCGAGGGCUACCGGGACGAGAACAUCUUCCGUCUAGGCUUCACCUUCAGCUUUCCCGUCCGCCAGGUGGGCAUUAACAAGGGCUUCCUGAUCCGCUGGACGAAGGGCUUCGACAUUCCCGAUGCCGUCGGCAAGGACGUGUGCGCCUUGCUCCAGACCGAAAUUGACGCGCUGCGCCUGCCCGUCAAGGUGGCUGCCCUGGUCAAUGACACCGUCGGCACGCUGAUGGCUCGUUCGUACACUUCGCCAGGCAAGGCUGGCACCUUGCUGGGGGCCAUUUUUGGCACCGGCACCAAUGGCGCGUACGUGGAGAAGGUCGACAAUAUUAAGAAGACGCUCGAGGGAGAGUACGACACGUCUACGGGCGAGAUGGUGAUCAACACCGAGUGGGGCUCAUUCGAUAACCAGCUGCACGUACUUCCCAGCACGCCGUACGACAUUCAGCUCGACAAGGAGAGCGUCAACCCGGGCAUCCAGAUGUUUGAGAAGCGGGUUUCAGGCAUGUUUUUGGGCGAGAUCGUGCGCCUGACGCUGGUGUCGAUGCUGCAAAAUAAAAACGUGGCGUUGUUUCGCGACGAGAACUCGAGCCAGAACGACUGGAAGUCGACCACAAGCCUCGGGCCAGAGUCAGGCAUAUUUCAGAAGUGGGGCCUCGACAGCGCUAUCAUGUCUGUGGCCGCGCUCGACAACACGUCCGAUCUCGGGACGCUGCGACAGGAGCUGGAGAGCCAGCUUGAGAUCUACUCCCCCUCGCUGGAGGACGCACAGGCUUUCAAGGCCAUUGCCAACGCGGUAGGGCGGAGAGCGGCUCGGUUGUCGGCGGUGCCGCUUGCGGGCGUCAUAUUGCAGUCGGGCAACCUCACGGACCCAGCGCGGGCGGGCGAGCCGAUUGACAUUGGCGUGGACGGCAGCCUGGUCGAGCACUACCCAGAGUUCCGGGACAUGAUCCUGGAGGCGCUGGAGGCGGUUGAGGGCAUCGGUAAGGAGGGCGCACAGCGCAUCCGCAUUGGCAUCGCCAAGGACGGCUCCGGCGUCGGAGCCGCGUUGAUUGCUCUGGUCGCGGCCGGCAUGGAGCAGAGCCAGACGACAGACGUGCUGCAACAAAUGCGCAAGGAUGCGGCGACCAACGGCAACAGUCACCACCUGGUGGCGGUGAUGGAGGCCGAUCAAGAAUGA